AUGCUCUCAGACGACGUGGCUGGCAGAGUCAGCUGCUCUUUGAUGUCAGUACCUGCUCCGGGCUCGGUGGGGCGGGAGUGGGCGAGCGGAGCGCAGUGCGGGCGAGCCGCAGCCUCUGCUCGCCGGCUGCAGGAGGGCUCCUGCCUCCCACACUACCGACCCCCGUCCGCCCCGGCGGUGAAAAAAAAAGGCGGGGGGCGGGGGCACGCUGUCGCCGCCGCAGAUCCACCGAGGGAACUUGCCCAACUUUCUCCGUCCCUGGCACCGGGACUCGCUGCCAUGGCCCCCGCCAACUCCUCCCGCAACUUCUCCGCGCCGGAGGCUCGGAACGGCUCAGUACCUGAGAAGCCAGCACCAUACACCAAUGUGAUCAUGCCCAGUCUCUUCAGCAUCAUCUGCUUCUUGGGCAUUGUGGGGAACCUCAUUGUCAUCUACACUAUCAUCAAGAAGAAGAAGCUGAGAUGCAAACAGACCGUGCCUGACAUUUUCAUCUUCAACCUCUCCAUUGUGGACCUCCUCUUCCUCUUAGGCAUGCCCUUCCUCAUCCACCAGCUCCUAGGCAACGGCUCAUGGUACUUUGGAGCUCCCCUAUGCACCAUCAUCACUGCCCUGGACACCAACAGUCAGAUCACCAGCACCAACAUCCUUACAGUGAUGACACUAGACCGCUACCUGGCGACCGUCUACCCUCUAAAAUCCACCUACGUCCGGACUCCAUGCGUUGCAGCUCUAGUUAUCUGCUUGGUGUGGCUCCUUUCCUUCCUGACCAUCAUUCCUGUGUGGAUGUAUGCAGGUCUUAUGCCUCUGGAGGAUGGGACUGUCCGCUGUGCUCUCUUGCUUCCCAACCCAGAGACUGAUAUCUACUGGUUCACCCUCUAUCAGUUCAUGCUGGCGUUCGCUGUGCCGUUGAUUGUGAUCUGUGUGGUCUAUUUUAAGAUCCUCCAGCACAUGGCCACCACUGUGGUCCCAUUGCCCCAAAGGAGCCUCCGGGUACGUACCAAAAAAGUCACCCGCAUGGCAGUUGCCAUCUGCUCUGCCUUUUUUAUUUGUUGGGCUCCCUUCUACAUCCUCCAGCUGGUUCACCUUGGCAUCGACACACCAUCCAUGGCCUUCUUUUAUGCCUACAACUUUGCCAUUAGCUUGGGCUAUGCCAACAGUUGCCUCAAUCCCUUCCUCUACAUUGCCCUCAGUGAGACCUUCAAGCGUCAGUUCUUAGUGGCCAUCCGCCCCGCAAAAGAGCCAUGUUGCAACAGCAGCUCUGUCAACAACAACAGCAUGACGGAGGCUAGCGUAUGUCUAAAACUGGCACCAGAAUCCACCCAGCAGACUCAGUUUCUGGAGGACUUUUCCCCACGUUCACCGCCUGUGACUGUGGCUGUUCACUAGGGCACCUUGAAGUGACCACAGCAAAAAGCCUUCAGAUCUGUAAGUCGAUGGAGAAGCAGCAGCUUCAGGCAAUUCUUGGUGAAGCAUAUGAACUACAAGCUUCCACCUCCAAGAGCCCAGGUGCCUCCCCUUUUCAUUGCAGGGCUCUGCUCCUACACUGCCCUUGGCCUGUGAGAUGCUGCAUACUGCUGCUUCUUUCCACUCCUGCACGGGAGGACUCUAUCACACAAGGCACAGGGCCCCCAAAGAGGAUAGAUGGAAAAAAGAAAGGACAGAAAGAGGAUUUUAAGGGAGAAUGUUCACCCUGGAAGAGUAAAACCUAUCAACAACACUGCCCUGUGACUCCCCGUCUCUUGGCCUGACCAGGAUUCCUAAGCAGCAUGACAAUAUAGAACUACUUCUUUCAAAACUUGAACCUUUGAAACACAAUGUCAUAUAUUUAUUUUUGGUAAGAAAUCUGACCUGCAAACUUUGAUGCCUCUGCUCGUAUCCUAGAAGCAAACAGCAGAGAGUUCAUGGGGCCAGAAGUCUCACCUAGGUCUGCCACUUGGCCUUUUGGUAUUAUUCGGCAACCAAGAUAUUUGCAAGAACUGGCUAAUUUCAAUGCUAAUCCUAAAUGUCUCAAGCAAAAUCAGGCAGAUAACAAUUGCACUGCUUCAAGGGACUGCAAACAAUUCUCAAAACUACUGCUGCUAACACAAGCUUUGUGGCUUUUCAUGCCGAUGAGCCGAUUUUCACACUGCUAGUUCCUCAUGCCGCUCCUGUGCCUCGCAGUCUGCACGGCCAUCGGGGAACCCCAGGCAGAGGGCUUUAAACAUGACUAAAACACACAAUGGGCAGAGAUCUGCGGAGCGAGAUGAUGCGAAAAGGCAACUCAGAGGAAGCAGAGUUGCUUUACAUAGUUAAGGGGGAAAAUUAAAUGUCUGUGUUUUGUAUAUGCAGCUUUAACAGUCACAGAUUAGGAGAUAACUUUGCUCGUUACAGAGACUGAAGACAGCAGCACAGAUCAGCUAAGCGUGGGGGAUUACACCGAGAGCCUGCGCAGGGCUCCCAGGGGACCGUGCAGGCAUUGUUCAACACUUUGUCAAACAUGGAGGAACUGGUUACUGUAGAUUAG
This is a messenger RNA of Grus americana (Whooping crane), 2503 nucleotides long. RefSeq names its product melanin-concentrating hormone receptor 1-like. Gene Ontology annotation, cellular component: neuron projection; membrane. Gene Ontology annotation, molecular function: melanin-concentrating hormone receptor activity; neuropeptide binding. Gene Ontology annotation, biological process: neuropeptide signaling pathway. Lineage: Eukaryota; Metazoa; Chordata; Aves; Gruiformes; Gruidae. The record is from RefSeq and is a predicted model, not a curated record.